Aplysia californica (California sea hare) is the source of this 1938-nucleotide messenger RNA. Its product is annotated as alpha-1,6-mannosyl-glycoprotein 2-beta-N-acetylglucosaminyltransferase. Gene Ontology annotation, molecular function: alpha-1,6-mannosylglycoprotein 2-beta-N-acetylglucosaminyltransferase activity. Lineage: Eukaryota; Metazoa; Mollusca; Gastropoda; Aplysiida; Aplysiidae. Gene Ontology annotation, biological process: protein N-linked glycosylation; oligosaccharide biosynthetic process. The record is from RefSeq and is a predicted model, not a curated record. Gene Ontology annotation, cellular component: Golgi membrane; Golgi stack.
UGACAAGAAGAGUCUGGUGUCGCUAUCUGGGAACCACGGCCUGGACGUGCACGUGCAGCACAGUGUGAAGAUGGUGCCCUCCACGCAAAGGCUGAGUGUCCUCAUAGCGCCCAAGGUGAACAACGCAACAGCUGGACGGGGUAACAGCUCGGUGCCAGCCAAGGGACGCUAUCAUCGUAACAUUCCCACAAACGACUCUGAAGCUCUGAAGCUGGAAGUGGCUCGCAUCAACUCGGAGCAGUACGUGCACAACCUUGAUCGCUAUGGACUCAGUCUGGGCACUGGCAGCCUGGUCAUCGUCAUACAGACCCACGACAGGCCUGAGUAUUUGAAGAUCUUGUUGGACUCAUUGCGCAAAGUGCAGGACAUUGAGCGCAGUCUUCUGGUCAUCAGCCAUGAUGUCUACUCUCACCAGCUCAACGAGAUUGUCGAGACAGUUGACUUUUGUCCGGGCCCUGCUGAAGAAAUGUAAUAACGCAGAACAUCCUGACAAGUACGGCCACUACAGGGAAGCCAAAUACUGCCAGGCAAAACACCACUGGAUCUGGAAGCUCCAACAUGUUUUUGAGGGAAUAAACUUGCUGAGGGACUAUGAGGGAGAGGUCAUGCUGCUGGAAGAUGAUUACUAUUUGUCUGAAGAUAUCAUUUUUUCAACGCACAUGCUGCGAGGACUGAAAGAAAGAGAGUGUCCAGACUGCCGGAUGUUGGUGCUGGGGAACUACGACAAGAAUCAAAACUAUGCCAUCAACGGUGCCAAGGUGGAGCGGGCUUAUUGGAUCUCCUCCAAGCACAACAUGGGGAUGACGUUUAACCGCUCCGUGUGGCAAGAUAUAAAAACUUGUGCCAAUGAAUUUUGCUCAUUUGAUGACUACAAUUGGGACUGGACCUUACAGCACCUCAGCAUGAAGUGCAUCCCCAACAAGGUCCGGUUGCUUGUUAUGAAGGCUUCCAGAAUUUUCCACGUAGGGGAAUGCGGAAUGCACAAGAAAUCCAAAAACUGCGACCCCAAGGCCAAAGUGAGGCAGGUGGAGACAAAACUGGCAGAGAACCACAAACACCUGUACCCCAAUAUGGUGUCGGUGGCAGGCGACUCGCGACUCAAACUGCGCGACCCCAAGCCCAAUGGAGGCUGGGGAGAUCUCAGAGACCACAAUCUGUGCCGGAAAUACUUUAACUUGACCGCUGCAGUGAGAUAAUGCAGGCUGUUUCUCUAUGAGAUGUGUGAAUAGCUGGUUGGCGUGCAAGGAAGGGCAGUGGGUGGUAUGCGUGUGCGAUGGAUUCCUUGUGUCAGUUUGGGAGCAGCGGCUGGUCUAUUUGUGAUCAAGUGUUUUCACCCUUCUAGUCUCUCAUCUGGAAAGAGGAGAUGUUUACCCAAUUGAAACUAUUUUUUUCAUCAGUGUUGCUUGCCCUAAAAGUAUUUGUAUGGACUGUCUGUGAGACGAUAGUGGUGGCAACCUUUUACAUUGUGUGAAAGUUAAAGGGUAAAUUGACUGCAUUUUCUGUCUUUAGAACAGUUCGGCACAUCAAUAAACAAGUGAUGGUUGUUCUUAGUAAAUGAAUGGGAGGCAUACGACUACCCUCACAGACAGCAAGAGUGCUGAACAGUUGGACUCGAUGAACUAAAUGAGAUGAGCAGGCAUUCAAUGUGGAGGUGAAGUGGUUUCUGAACAAUUCUAUGAUCUGAAUACCAAUGCUUUCUUUACUGAUAGCAGUGAGUGUUUCACAUAUAUGUGUCACGAUGCAGUGGAAUCAGAUGCUUGUCAAUUUUGGGCAUAUGGAGUUAUUGCUAUCGUCUUAAAAAUUGUUCGUUUGUCUUACUUUUGAUGAAAAAAUUCCCCCCCCCCCCGCCUAUCUUGAAUAAAAGUAGAGAUAUUUGAGAUAUAAGGAAAUGUAAGAGGUAAAAAUUAGCGAGAAAAUAGCCGCCAAAGUUUGGUGACU